AUGUCCGAACAAGCACCGAAGCCGAACACAAUGGCAGAUGUCCUUUCAAUGUUGCCAGACAAGCGCCCAGUUCAAAUUCAAAUUUUGAAUUUGAAAGCUCAUCUGACAAACACCGUUAAGACUCUCCAAAGUAGUCUUAUGGAAGAGAUGACCAAGCUCAAAGCCGAUGUCCUCAUGAACCAAGCUUCCAAUGAGAAAUGCCUGAAUGAUUUGA
Molecule: messenger RNA, 214 nt
Organism: Trichomonas vaginalis G3
Lineage: Eukaryota; Parabasalia; Trichomonadida; Trichomonadidae
Exons: 1
Source: RefSeq, a predicted model, not a curated record